Molecule: messenger RNA, 6543 nt
Organism: Aethina tumida (small hive beetle)
Lineage: Eukaryota; Metazoa; Arthropoda; Insecta; Coleoptera; Nitidulidae
Gene: MESR4
Exons: 8
Coding region: 377-5104 (1575 amino acids)
Biological process (GO): regulation of transcription by RNA polymerase II
Cellular component (GO): nucleus
Molecular function (GO): DNA-binding transcription factor activity, RNA polymerase II-specific; RNA polymerase II transcription regulatory region sequence-specific DNA binding
Source: RefSeq, a predicted model, not a curated record
AUGGCAAUGACGCAUCAAGAUGUGCACGCACGCGCACUUUCCUAACCAAAAUUUCUUUGUGGAAAAAUGAAACAUCCAUUAAAAAAAACAUAAACAAAAUGCUUGGAAUCAUUAUAACUCGGACAGUUUUCGCAAAUAAUCGCACGAUAGAUUUAUUUUGGCGGCCCCACGAGGCCCCGCAUCACCCCAUUCUAUGCCGAAACGUUGGCGGCACUACAUCGUCCGAAUGCUUAUGGCUGCCAUUUUAUUAACCUUUUAGGCGGGGAGAAGCGAAUUUUGUUAUUAAAUAUGUGUUAUUGGAGUGUGCAGCUUACCGUUCCCGUGAAAUACGAAACACCAUAGUGUAACAAACGUAUUUAACAACACUGGAUUCGGCAUGGAAGAUGGUUCAAACGGGCCACUGUCAGACGUAGAGGUGUCGGAAAUUACAAAAAAUGGAGUAGUCGCCCCAAUAAUGGCAAACUUCCCAGAAGGGACAGUUGCUGUGAAUAACGAAUACAAACUGAAUUCAACUGAACCAGUCAAGGUUAAUGGUGAGGUUCAUACAGAAGAAAACAACAUUGUAGAACCAGAGCACAGCUCGGAGAGCGAUGCUUUAGUGAUUGAUGAAACAGUAGCAAAACCGAAAACGAAAAAAAAACGUGUCUCGAAGUCUAAAUCACCAAAGGAUACAGAAGUGGUGCCACACUCAAAUCCCUACUUCAAUGAAUCAAUAUUUGAACUAUCUCAGCAACAUCAGCAAUCUCAAGAACAGCCACAGGAAGAAACCAAGGCUCCAAAAAACAAGCGCAAAGCACCCAAAACCAAACCGAAACUCAGAGAAUAUGCACAGUAUUUAGGGUUACAACCGACAGUUCAGUUCAAAUGUUCAAAAUGCGGACUUGCGGGUUUUGAAUCGCUGCAAUCUUUAAAUGAGCAUGUCGUACAGUGUACUGAAAUUCGAAGUGUACAAGAUAUUCAACCGGAUAAUAAUUGUGCAGGCUUCAAGCUAACCAGGAAGGUGUUUUUGUGCUCUGCCUGUGGGACUUACUAUGAAAACUGGAAUCUCUACAUGCAUAUGCUGGAGUUUCACAGACGAUACAUAUGUUUAUAUUGUUUAGGAAUGUUUUCAGUGCUCGAGGAUUUGUGUCAGCAUAUACAGGUCAAACACAAUCUUGAGCCAGGCUAUAAGAACACUCCCGAUGAAUUUUUUAACGCGUACAAUGAACCUUGUUAUGUAGUGUGUUGUGAGUGUAACAAUAUAUUCAACGAGCAGGAUAAUUUUUUUUAUCACGACUGCAUGUUACCUGAGUCCAGGUUACCACUGAAGAACAAGUCAAAGGCGAGUAAGCAGCAGAUAACUCCUGAAAAUCAUGUGACUGGGGAUUCAGGGGAUGCUACUAUUGUACCGGACAGUGAAUUUAUCAAAGAUAGUGAUUGUAGUAAUAAAAUUUCUAGUGAAAACAUAGAAUCUAGUGACUGUAAUAAAGACAUAUCUGUAAAUAAUUUAGAAGUUAAGGUGGAAAAUGAAACUCAACCGGAAAUGACCAAGAGCAAGUCUGAUGAUGAUAAUUUUGAUGAAAACAACGAAAGCAAUUUGACCAACUGCUCAGAUAACAGUGGUGAAGUGGAUAUGGAUAAAAGUGACGAUAAUGACAAUUUAGAUGUCAACUUGGCAGAUGACAGAAGCCAGGAUUCAGAUCCAGCUGAUGAAGAAAUGCUGGGAAGUCCAGAACCGAUCGAAACAAGAAAGGUUCCCAAACUUUCGCUCAAACUUCCAAAACCAGGCACGUAUCAGGACUACGCAAACGAAGACAGCAACGACAGUUGCGACAAGAACGAGGCCAUGGACAUCGAGGACCAGGUCGACAGCGAGAACGAGAACGAUGCCGAGGACAAUGUCGAUGCGGAAACAGAAGAACCGAAGCCGGAAGACGAGCACGACGAACGACAAUCACCCUCUCCUGUCAGUCAAGAACCCAAAGAGGAGGAACAAGAAAAACCGGAACAGCAACCGGAAGAGGAGGAAGUUCCGGUUGAAGAACCGCCGCUUCAAAUCGCCGGCAAUGAUGUCGCUAUCAUCGAACUGGAACUGGAACAGCCCCUGGACAAGUUUGACAUUCGGGUGUUGCUGCAGAAAUGUCUGAGAGCCACGAUUUCGGCCUGCAUCUUUUGCAAUCACGCCAGGAAGAUAGCUGUUAAUGGAAAGCAGCUGGGUCUUCAUGCCAUUGCGGAACACCGAUUUUCGGCGGUGGUGAACAGCAUCACGGCCGAGGAGCUGAUUCCCGAGAGUUUCGUCGCCCGGAUACGUGACUCUCUGGACGAGCUGGACAAAAUAUACUUUAAUCUGGAGUCGGGCGCCACGGAUGACGCCGUCACCUUUUCGCAUCUGUUCGAAUGUUUUCAAUGCCGUUACAGCACGACUGUUCACAAGGAGCUGUACCUCCACAAUCGCAAGAUGCACGCCAAAAACCUCCUACUUUGCAUCAUAUGUAAGUCGAAUUUCUACAGCUACAGCGAAUUGGUGUGCCAUUUGUGCCCCGGCGUCUACGCCGUGCACUCCGAAUUGACGUACCGAUGCUGCAUGUGCGUCAGCAACGACCUCCCGUCCUCUUUCCGACUGAUGGUGCACCUUCGAAAGCGACACCACGCUUGCGAUGUCUGUUUAGAACUGUGUCACAAUCAAUAUCGAUUAUCAAAUCACGUCUGGAAGCAUAAAUUACUUCACUUCUGCUAUCGGUGCGGUAUUGCGUAUAGGAACAAGCCUGACAUUACACGGCAUCUAUUUUGGAAGCACGGGACUGAGAGUGUGCUUUGCAAAAAGUGCCUGGUCAAAAAGUGGCCGCACGUCUAUCAUUUCUGCAUUCCACCAACUAGCUUUACUUGUGAAGAAUGCAGUUUGGUGUUCUCACGACCGGUCGCCCUUAAGGUGCACAAAAGGAUACACACCGACGAAAAACCCCAUGCUUGCACCGUUGAGAAUUGUACCGAGAAGUUCAUAUCGAAAAAAUUGCUACAAAAGCAUGAAGAAAGGCACAGGGCGCCCCCAGUGGAAGUUAAGGUUGACAAAGUGGAGGAGGACGUCAAGAGUCCCGCUCCGGAGGAAGAAAAACCACCAGAGGAGAAGGUGGAAGAAAAGCCGAAGCCUAAAAUCGACGUUUACGAUCUUCCUGCGUUAAAUUUAUCGGAGAGCGACAGCAGUGAUUCAGAAGAUGAAACAGCCAAAGUUAAAAGUGAAGCCAAAACGGAGACGCAAAACACUGAGGAGGUAAAAAUCGACAACAACAUAUUGCCCGACAUCUUAACCAAAUUGCCGGAUGAACAAAAUGCACAAGCCAUGGAGGUCGACAAACCCGCACCGGUGAUCGAAGACAUUUGGGACAACUUUAAAAAUUAUCAGGCCAACAAAGACAAACUCGACCAAAUUUUCAAUGACUCGACUAAGGUGGAUUCGCCGCCGAAAAUUUUGGAUGAACCAAUUGAUUUGGUCGUUACUGCGGGUAUGGCCUUAAAAGACCACGACUAUUGCAUAGAUCCGGAAAAUAAACCUGACAUGAGCAUAGUUGAGGUGAAACCUGCGUUAACCCUUUCCGACAGUGUUGACCACGAUUAUUGCUCACCGAAAACAUUGAAACCAUCACACCCCCAUAACUCGGAGGAGCCGGAGGCGAAAGGGAACGAACAGGACGUCAAAAUAGAGGGUACGCCCAGAAAACGUUCGAACAGUUCGUCGAGCGACUCGUCGUCAGACAGUGACUCGUCAUGUACCUGCGGUUCAAAUUGUUCCUGUACGUCCAGUUCAGGCAGUUCAUCGUCUAGUUCUGACAGUUCCGGUUCCGAUAGCUCCACGGAGGAGGGUCGGCGAAAACAGAUUGAGAGAAGGGAAAAACGUAGGGAACGGCAGCGAAAUACCAGGAAAAGCGAAAGCAAGCCUGUGGAUGUGGUUUCGACGGAUCCCCAACAGGUGGCUCCUCCAGUUAACUUGGUCGACGCGCCGAUACACGAGUCUGACCUUGACACAACCGAAAGCGAAACAGACGAGGAGUUUUACGAUAAAAACCCCCAAUUACUUGCCAAAAAACGCCUCGAAGAGAAACGCAAUCAGAUUUUAGAGGAAGUCGGCUGUCUACCUAAUGGCGACUUCAUCGAGAGUACCAGCCGGCCUCCGACGCCUCCACCGGGUCAAGUCGACGAGGAGGACACCAAACCGAAGAAGAAAUCUAAAUCUAAGAAGCGCAAAAAGAAGAAGAGCGAGAGAAAGGAAAGCGAAAACGGUGGCGCUGUCAGCAACGAAGUUCCCAACAUUCCAGACACAUAUUACCAACAGUAUCACCAAAAGAGUCCACCAACGGUGGCGCCAAUAACCCUAUCGCUGUCGCGAAACUCACCGUUGCCGACAAUUACGCCCACAUACUCCGCGUCUCCAAUUAACAACAGCGGUACAUCACCUUUCCAUAAGACACCCAUGAUGCAACAUCAACAACAGCAGAAGAUGCUGCAUGAGUCGCAGGGCUUCGCCAGGCGGGAAUCGACGGAUUCUAGCCUAAGGGCGUCGAAGCGGAGACGGGUCCCUAACAAGUUUUACGGUUAUUCCAGCGACGAGGAGGAAAAAGAGAAAGCACAUGCGGUGCACACGCCCAAGUGGCGAAAAACUGAGACUGCGACGACCCCACGUUCUCCCAUGGUCGUGCCGCCCAUUACGAUUAAAAAUCCUACUCAUCGACCACCGGUCGCUAGUCCGCUCCCACCCAUUGAACCAAUUCAAAUUCGCCAUAACUCGGGAGAGAUGCGCGUCAAUCGGGUGCCGCCCAUCAAGCUUAUGCCACGCCCACCCGUACAACAAAGGGUCGAGGACAGCGCAACCGAUUCGAACGACAGCGACGCUGAGCCUCCACCACCGCCACAGCCUUUGGCAAAAGCAGCAAAUCAACCUCAGUUGUACUGUUACUGUCAGUGUCCGUACGACGAAGUUUCCGAGAUGAUUGGCUGCGACUCCAGCGACUGUUCCAUCGAAUGGUUCCACUUUGAAUGCGUGGGCAUCAUGGUACCACCGAAAGGUCAGUGGUUUUGUCCGGACUGUCGCAAGAAAAAGCAGAUGCGUAGGGAACUGUUACAACAGACGUAAGGGAAGAUAUAUUUCAGUUGUCUUUUCUUCGGAUUAUUAACGACGUGUGUUGUAACGCUCUCCGUUAAGUGGAAGAGAUUGGAAUGGUAUCUGAGUAUUUUGAGAGAUUGUUAUCGUUUAAUUCAUUGUUAUUAUAUUACACGGUUUGACAAAAUUCAAUUCCGGUGAAGACGUUCCUUUUAAUUUAUUAUUUACAGUUAAAUAUUUUAUACAAUAGUGAUUAAAUUGUAAAUAUAAAUAUAUACAUUCAGUGUAAGUUUUAUUUAGUCCUGGAAAAUAUUUAGGUUUAAGUUUAAAGUUUUAGUUUUUUUUUGUUCUGAAAAUACUCAUCGGUAUUAUUCUAUCCAAUCCACACACAAAAAUUACGCUUCUAAACUGUAAAUUGUACAGAAACGUUUCGGGAAAUGUAUGUGAUAACUCCAGGUUCAUACAAAAGUGUUUUCUCUAUUGCUGGGGCUUUUAUAAUUUGGCGUCGGCAAUUCCUGACUAAUGUUUCAUAAAUGCUGGUGGUGUUCAUAUCGGAGUAUUUUUUUUAAGACUCGAAAAAAAAUAUAUACGCUUGUAUUGUUGUUUUUUAGGAAGUAGUAGUAGUUUAGUCACAGUUUUUCAAUUUCCUGUUGGUUUUUAAUUUUAGUAUAGAAGUUAUUUUUUAAUUAUUUUUGUUAAAUUUUUAAAACAAUCAAAAUUUAAUUUAGUCGGUGAGUUUUAUAUCAAAUUUAGAGUACAUACACAUCUUUUUGUAAUCGAAUCUCGUUUAAAUACAGACACCUGACACUUUAAAAACCUUGUGAAGAAUAAUAAAAGCAUACAUCUAAUCGUCUUAACGUGCUUUUAAAUGUUCUUUCAACUAAAAUCUGUAAUUUUUGUAUUUAAAUUAAACAUGUAUACUAUAAUUUAGAAAAUAACUAAGAGUGCUGUAUGAAACUCGCGUUUAGCAUGGUUAUUUAUUUUAUUAUUUUUGUUGUCAACUUUUGUUAUGAAAAGUUAUGCCCAGUUAUUUUGAUUCUUCUUGUAUAUACUAAGUAUGUACCUGUACAUAGAUUUAAACUACUUAAAAUUGUGAUUAUUAUAGACGGAUUUUGCUAUAGUACAAUUUCGGAAAAACUACCAAAAACGUACCAAUCUUUGGCGGCUCAGUAUUUUCCUGUUUGUGAUAUAGCUGAUCAUGUUUACUAGACUAAGUCAUAUUUUCCAUUUUUGUUUUGUCAUAUAACAUUAUGUAUAGAAUUCUGCCAAAUUAGUCUUGUAAAUGUGUAAAUAUUUUUUAUUUGCUGCUCUCUCUUGUAUAGAGAUGAAUAUUUUUUUCAAUAUAAUGAAUGAAAGCAACCCCCAAACCUAUUAGAUUUAGAGCUGAAAUACUCAUUCAUUUCAGAAAAUUAUUUCUGUAUUAUAUAUGUACAUUCUCUGAUAUUGUCUGAAUAAAUUGUGUCAGAUUUGAA